GGCACUCGAUUUGGCAGAUCGGUUCCCCGUCCAGUCGGUAUCUAAAUCUCACAUCUUGUUCGUUAUUUGUCAAUUGUUGGUCUAGAAAUUUUUUUGUUUUUUUUUCGAUUCCGGAAGAUCUGUAUCUUUUCCCGCUGAUUACUCCACCGGCAAAGGACACGCAAAAUUCAAUGUUCGGCUAGGACCGAGUGGCCGCCCCUGGAGUGUACUGGAGAGGAGGAGCCGAGGAAGGAGCCGGAGCAAGCGAAGAAGCCAUCAGCGUUGUAAUUCACGUGCACGUUGCACGUUGCACGUCCAAGGUACUGCUGUUGUUGAAGGGUGAAUCCACAUGGGGAAUACUAUGUGAGAGCCAAGAGCAGCAGCAGGAGCAGCAGGAGCAGGAGUGCCAGAAGAGAGCAGACAAGAAGGAGUGGACGAAGCCGCCAAAAGCCUUGCCAGAAGAGGACACAGACGAAGGUCCUGCACCAAGAUGGCCAUACACGAGCAGAUCGACAACCUGAACAUCUGGUGGUUCCCGCGCGACUUCUGCCAGUCGAGAUUCGGGGAGUUCCAGCAGAGCGGCACCAACUCGUGCACCCUCAUCUCGCUGAUCCUGGCCGACAAGGUGUCCAAGGCGGAGCGGUUCUACCACCGGGUGUCGAACAUGCCGCCGCGCGGCCUGGAGCUGUUCGGCAACGCCAUGAACGAUGGCAACAAGGUCUACCACAACGUGAUCUCGGCCAACACGCCGCACGUGCGCAACCUCAACCUGAACAUCCCGGACGCGAUUGCGGCCAUCCGGUCGCAGCACAAGAUCAACUUCCGGCUGGAGGAGUGGUUCUACACGCACAUGGAGGCGGACACCUCCAGUCCCAUGUACAACCGGAACGUGGCCAUGCAGCUGUCCCGCAUCUUCCAGAUCACGCUGCAGGUCUUCCAGCAGGCCAUCGGCCAGGUGGCACCCACCCAGCUGUUCGCCGCCAUCAUUGCGGACAGUCGAACGGUGAUGGUGACCUUCGAUUUUCGGGUCUCGAUCGUCGCCCUCUUCGACUCCCACCAGCACGGCCGCGAUGCGGGUGCCGUCUUCGCCCAGUGCACCCUCCAGAACAUGGACGAUCUGCUCUUCUGGUUCAUCAGCAUGCUCCACAACGUCUACUCGAGCCGUCCCGCCCUCUUCGAGAUCUCGUUCCUCAGCUCGCAGCCGGGAGUGGCGAAGCAUAUUCCGCCGGCCAUCAAGAAGAUUGCGGGCGACCUCAAAAAGCCCACCAAGAACUAUGUGGCCUCGUAGCAUUGCAGAGCCCCAGUGUCCCCCCCCACCCUGGUACACAGCCCGUCUGCAUCUGACAUCUGGCAUCUGGGAACGGGCUCAGCCCCAAAAUUGAUCUGGUCAAAAUUCCAAAAUAGGCAAAUCGAAGAUUUCAGACUUCUAACCAAAUUCCAAAUUCCAAAUUCAAAAUUCCAAACUGACCUUCAAUAAAAAAAUAACGAACACCAA
Molecule: messenger RNA, 1474 nt
Organism: Drosophila pseudoobscura
Lineage: Eukaryota; Metazoa; Arthropoda; Insecta; Diptera; Drosophilidae
Exons: 1
Coding region: 470-1267 (265 amino acids)
Source: RefSeq, a predicted model, not a curated record